Larimichthys crocea (large yellow croaker) is the source of this 2848-nucleotide messenger RNA. It is a transcript of the gene dhx58, whose product is annotated as DEXH (Asp-Glu-X-His) box polypeptide 58. The transcript has 12 exons. Gene Ontology annotation, biological process: antiviral innate immune response; negative regulation of RIG-I signaling pathway; cytoplasmic pattern recognition receptor signaling pathway. The coding region runs from base 170 to 2209 and encodes 679 amino acids. The record is from RefSeq and is a predicted model, not a curated record. Gene Ontology annotation, cellular component: cytoplasm. NCBI's taxonomy places the organism in Eukaryota, Metazoa, Chordata, Actinopteri, Sciaenidae. Gene Ontology annotation, molecular function: DNA binding; single-stranded RNA binding; zinc ion binding.
ACAGAGCCUCCCUUAGUAGGAGUCCAGAGGGCUUUUAGUUUCGUUUUUGAAUCUCUGCGUCACAGGGCUGAUCACAAAUGAGUUUAAAAACCCCUCCACCACAGUGUGCUGGCAGACAGUGAACAGGAAGGAGCUGCAGAAACACACAGCUGAGUGGAGGAAUUAUACAAUGGCAGACUUGGCACUGUAUACAUACCAGGAGGAAGUGGUCCAAAGGGCUCUCCGGGGAGAGAACAUAAUUAUUUGGCUGCCAACGGGAGGUGGAAAGACCAGGGCAGCUGUGUAUGUGGCCAAAAGGCAUCUGGAGACCACACAGAAGGCUAAGGUGGUGGUCCUGGUAAACAAGGUUCACCUCGUAGAGCAACAUUACAACAAAGAGUUCAUGCCUCACCUGGGUUCGAAAUACGACCUGGUGGCAGUCAGUGGAGUGAGUGAGGAGAAGGACUUCUUCGGUAAAGUGGUGCAGGACUCAGACGUGGUCAUCUGCACAGCACAGAUCUUGUAUAACGCUCUGACUAACCAGGAGGAAAGCAAACAUGUCGAGCUCUCAGAUAUUACUCUACUGAUAAUUGAUGAGUGUCACCACACCAACAAGGAUUCAGUCUACAACAAGGUAAUGGGGUGCUAUGUGGAGAAAAAGUUGAAAGGAGAGGGACCAUUGCCACAGAUCCUGGGUCUGACUGCAUCACCAGGGACAGGGGGCGCAAAGAUCCUGGACAAGGCUGUGGAUCAUGUACUGCAGAUUUGUGCCAACCUGGACUCAGCCAUAGUUUCAACUAAACUCUAUGCCCCUGAGCUGAAGGAGAAAGUACCCAGACCCAUCAAGACGUUUGACAUUGUGGAGAAAAGGCCUGAGGAUCCAUUUGGGGAUCAUCUGAAGUGGAUGAUGCAGCUGAUUCAUGACUACAUGAACCUACCUCCAGACUUCAGACUGAGAGAGUGUGGCACACAAGAGUAUGAAGCGGAUGUGGUGAUUUUAGAGCAGCGUGGAGUAAGAGAGGACAACAGGCUGCUAGCACAAUGUGCACUCCACCUCAGACAGUACAACGAUGCCCUGCUCAUCAACGACACCCUGCGGAUGAUGGAUGCUUAUCACUCCCUAUUCGAGUUCUACGCGACCACUACAGAAAUUGAUGGAACAGACUUGUUCCUGACAGGACUUUUCAAUGAGAAUGAGGUAGAGCUGAGGAAACUGGCAGGGACUCCUCUCUAUGAAAACCCGAAGAUGUCUAAACUUGAGAGCACUCUGCUAAAACAGUUUGAUCCAAGUGUGAAAUCCAGGGGGAUCCUCUUCAGUAAAACCCGUAAAAGCACCCGCUGCCUACAUGACUGGGUCCUCAACAACAAAGACUUACAGAAGGCUGGCAUCAAGGCUGCUGUCCUUACUGGGGCUGGCAACGGGAUCAGUUACAUGACACAGAGCGAGCAGGCGGACACAAUCCGCAAUUUCCGCAAAGGUACUCUCAACCUCCUGAUCUCUACCAGUGUGGCUGAAGAAGGCCUUGACAUCCCUGAAUGCAACCUGGUGGUACGCUAUGGACUGCUUACUAAUGAGAUUGCCCAGCAGCAGGCCAGCGGACGUGCUCGGGCAAGAGACAGCCAGUAUUCAGUGGUCGCCCAGAAAGGUGGACGGGAAGUGCGUCGGGAGCUCAUCAACGAGCAUCUGGAAGAGCUGACCGGAAAAGCCAUUGCUAAGAUUCAAGACAUGAGCCUCCAUGAGUUUCGCAGAAAGAUAACUCAACUCCAAACUGAGGCAGUCUGUUGCAGAAAGAUUGCAGAGAGUCGCAAAAUACAGAGAAGGAGUCGCAACACUGCUGAUAGUAUCAGCCUCUUGUGUCGAAACUGUUUCAAGCAUGUGGCCUCUGGCAGUGACAUUAAACUUGUUGACGGUGUGCACUAUGUCAACGUCAAUCCUGACUUUAAGAGACACUGCAGAUUUGGUGGGCAGGUAAUGAUAGACAAGACUUUUGAGGACUGGGAGCCUGGGCGUAUAAUCUGUUGCAAUAAUGGUGGCUGCAACAAGGACUGGGGAUUUGAGAUGAAGUACAAGAAGGUUGCCCUCCUGCCCAAUCUAGCCAUUAAGAACUUUGCCCUGGAGACCCCUGAUGGCAGAACGACCGUGAAGAAGUGGAAGGAUGUCACUUUCACUGUUGAGGACUUCAGCUUUGAAGAAUACUGCAAUGACAACUUCCCUGACCUCUUUGAUUGAGACACCAACAGGAGAAUUUGUGCAGUUUUUUUCCCUCCCUCAUUCCCUUCAGAUGUUUUUAUGUUUUGUUUUGUUUUUACCUCCAGAGCUCAUUUAAGAGAAAUCAUGAUUGUACUGUUUGGGGUGCUUAAAUAUGAAGACAUCCUUUUUAAAAAUGUAUUUCCACAUGUGCUAGCAUUCAUUUGUGCUGCCGGGUCAGUGAGGCAGCAGUGUGUAAAAACACAUUAUGCAUCGAUCAUGCUUGAAAUUAGCAUGGCAGCUUUGUUUAUGCCCAAGGUCCUAAUGGCCUCUGCAUGAUUUUGUGUGGGUUUCUUUUGCUUCAUCUCAAGUCAUGCACAGAAACUAAGCACCAUGGACCAUGGAACUUUAACACUCACGAUACGAGUCGUCACGAAGAUGAUUCCUCAUGAAUUCUCUUUUAGCUGUUUCAAUGUUAACAGUAAAUGCGAGUGACUGUAGUAUGCAGAUAUUGCACAUCAUCUUAAUGUAUGUUAAUAUUUAAAUGUUUUACAGGGGGUUCAUUUGGACAAUAUUUUAUCAUUAACAAACAUUUAAAUGGUUACUUUUAAUUUGCUUCGGCACUGUCUUAUAACAACAAAUUAUGGAAAUAAAAUAAAAUGAAUAUGAACUAAAAUGAAA